UGCCAUAGCGUUUUCACAAAAUCAAAGCGAAGCAUCGACUUCGCGUUCGUCUCCCGAAAGAGAACAAAAGGGAAAACGAAAGAACAACAAGAAACCAAAACUUGUAGACAUUUUUUUCUGGAUACAAGCAAUAGAAGACAGCCGCCAUUUACCUACGGCGAACGAAAAAAAUAUUGUUGUACGUUUACUCGGUGUUGAGUGUAUCGUUUGUUGGUUUAACUAAUUUUUUACAGAUUCCUGAAAAUUGCUUAAAAGUAUUUUGGACAAACGGAUUCUCGAUAAAUUGUGCAAAUCAAAUACAGUGUGUAUACGAAAAAGAAGACUGUUUCGUAUAAUUUGAUAAUAAAUGUGAAGUAGACAUUUUUCUUUAUUCUAAUCCGCGAGCGCUGCUGUUAAAAGUGUGUGUUUUUUCAACAACAAAGAGUUUUUUCCAACCAUACAUUGCAGAAGAAAAUUCACUAAUCUCUACCGAACAUAAACGUAGAACAAGGUUUCAAAAUGGAAGACCCGAAUCGUAUGAUGGCUCAUGCCGGCAUGAUGGCACCGCAAAACUACGGAAUGCCAAAUCCAAAUGAUGGAUCACAAGGUGGUGAGAAUGAAAAUCAUGGCCGUAAGCAAGACAUUGGUGAAAUUCUGCAACAAAUCAUGAACAUAACCGAGCAAUCAUUGGACGAAGCGCAGGCUCGGAAGCAUACUUUGAACUGUCACCGAAUGAAGCAGGCUCUAUUUGUUGUGCUAUGUGAAGUGAAAGAUAAAGCUGUAUUGUCGCUCCGCAAUACACAAGAAGAGGAGCCACCUGAUCCACAGAUUCUGCGUUUGGACAAUAUGUUGAUCGCCGAGGGAGUAGCUGGGCCUGAAAAGGGUGGUGGUGCAAAUGCUGCCGCUUCAGCAGCAGCAGCGAGUCAAGGAUCAUCCUUGUCAUUGGAUGGUGCUGAUAAUGCUAUCGAGCACUCCGAUUAUCGUGCUAAAUUGGCACAAAUUCGACUGAUCUAUCAUCAGGAAUUGGAAAAGUACGAGCAAGCGUGCAAUGAGUUUACUACCCAUGUUAUGAAUUUACUUCGUGAACAAAGUCGUACCAGACCAAUUACUCCGAAAGAAAUCGAGCGUAUGGUGCAGAUCAUCCACAAGAAAUUCGGUUCCAUUCAAAUGCAGCUCAAACAAUCAACUUGUGAAGCCGUCAUGAUACUACGCUCACGAUUUUUGGAUGCCCGACGAAAACGGCGUAACUUCAGCAAACAAGCAUCUGAAAUUCUCAACGAGUAUUUCUACAGUCACUUAAGCAAUCCAUAUCCUUCCGAAGAAGCCAAAGAAGAUCUGGCACGCAAAUGUGGUAUUACGGUUUCGCAAGUAUCAAAUUGGUUUGGUAACAAGCGAAUUCGCUACAAAAAAAAUAUUGGCAAAGCUCAGGAAGAAGCGAAUUUAUAUGCUGCAAAAAAGGCAGCAGGUGCAUCACCAUAUUCAAUGGGUGGGCCACCGAGUGGUGCAGCUACUCCAAUGAUGUCUCCAGCUCCAACACAAGAUUCAAUGGGCUAUUCACUGAGCUCAGGGUACGAUCCGCAGCAAGCGUACGAUGGAAGCAUGGGAUAUGAUCCAAGUUUGCAUCAGGAUCUCAGUCCAUGAGGAUACUGAACGACGAUAUUCAAUUCAGCCAAGCAUGCACAAAACGCGCUCUAUCAAUAAGUUGAAACAUAGCCACUGAUCAGAAAAGAAACGAACGCACUUAUUAAAAAAGUAUCAACCAACAAACCGGCAGUGAGAUAAUAAUGUUGAAAGCAACAACUAUUUACGACGCUAUGCCUUCUUACGUCAACGCCAACUGGUGCAAGAACAAGUACUACAAGCACAACGUACGUCAAAUUCAAAAGCUUAUAUACAAAUAUAUACAUGUGUCAAUUGCUUAUUGAGCGGUUUUCUGUUCUCAAGAAAUAUUUUGAGUUAAUUUUUAUUAAAAAGCGCAAA
Molecule: messenger RNA, 1959 nt
Organism: Sitodiplosis mosellana (orange wheat blossom midge)
Lineage: Eukaryota; Metazoa; Arthropoda; Insecta; Diptera; Cecidomyiidae
Gene: exd
Product: homeobox protein extradenticle
Exons: 6
Coding region: 499-1620 (373 amino acids)
Biological process (GO): regulation of transcription by RNA polymerase II; embryonic organ development; animal organ morphogenesis
Cellular component (GO): nucleus
Molecular function (GO): RNA polymerase II cis-regulatory region sequence-specific DNA binding; DNA-binding transcription factor activity, RNA polymerase II-specific
Source: RefSeq, a predicted model, not a curated record